Mycotypha africana is the source of this 990-nucleotide messenger RNA. RefSeq lists its product as uncharacterized. The transcript is spliced from 3 exons. Lineage: Eukaryota; Fungi; Mucoromycota; Mucoromycetes; Mucorales; Mycotyphaceae. The record is from RefSeq and is a predicted model, not a curated record. Gene Ontology annotation, molecular function: RNA binding; zinc ion binding. The coding region runs from base 19 to 843 and encodes 274 amino acids.
CUAUCUUUCUCCACAAACAUGCUCGCUUCACCCAUCUUUAACAUUGAUUAUGGAAAGAUCACUUUUGAUUUUGAAGAGUUUAUCAGAAACGAAAUCGGAUUAAAGCUCGAUAACCAAACAAAGAAAGAAGAGGAACCCAUUUGUAAAUACUUUUUAAAAGGCACCUGUACAAAAGGCAACAAUUGUCAAUUCAAACAUAAAGGAUAUGACAGAGACAAGUCGGUGGUAUGCAAACAUUGGCUACGUGGGUUAUGUAAAAAGGGCGACAGCUGCGAAUUUCUUCAUGUGUUCAAUAUGAAAAAAAUGCCAGAAUGUUGGUUCUAUUCAAAGUAUGGUGAAUGUUGUAACGGCGAUGAGUGCAUGUAUCUGCAUAUUGAUCCUGAAAGUAAACAAAAGGAAUGUCCUUGGUAUGCGCGAGGAUUUUGUAAACAUGGACCUAAUUGUCGAAAUAAGCAUGUCAGAAAGUUGGUGUGUCAGAAUUAUCUUACGGGCUUUUGUCCAGACGGCUUAAACUGUCCUAAUGGUCAUCCAAAGUACGAACUGCCAGUGAUGCAUAAUGCUUUAGGCGAUCAAAACGAUUCACAGCAACAGCAGCAACAACAUCAGAAUCCCUACUUUAACCGACAGCAAACGAAUUACAAUAAUAAUAAUAAUAAUAAUAGAAACAUGCAGCAGCAACAGCAGCAUUCUCAGCAACAACAGCCAUUCCGAAGAUUAGAAGACGUCACUUGUUUCAAAUGCGGUCAAAUGGGACAUUAUGCGAAUCGUUGUACUCAAGGAAGACAGCAAAGACCUUUUCAAAACACAAACAAUCACCCUAUGAUGAACCAACCGCCACGAUAGAUAAUACAAUGGGAAAAUCCCUUUGUUUCAAUACCCCCCCAUCCUCCCUUCCUACUCACAUUUCGCGUUAAAAGUGUAUAAAACGAGUCUUUUGUUAAAUUUUAAUUCAAGCAUUAAAAUAAAUAAAAACAUACAUCAUCAUUCAAG